GUAACUUGAUACGAGAGAAGCAGACGUCACAUAAUGUGAUCUUGUGGCACAUUAAAUCCUGACUUGAGAUCGAGACCAGUCACAUUGUGGCACACACUGCAGGAAACAAAGCCGAAAUGAAAGCCGCCCUGAUUUUACUCUCCCUUAUGGGCUUUACCUCCUGCUCAGAAGCACUGCAAUGUUUUCAGUGUUCAAACGCUGCUUCAAAUUUUGAUUGUAUACUGAAAGGAUUUGCGAGUUGCUCUUCAGGAAUGUGCUAUACAAGUGUUGCUUCUGCAGGUGGCAGCACCACCAUCAAUAAAGGAUGUUUGAACGGGGCGACCUGCACUGCCGGAUCAGUCCUCGGCAACAUCAACAUCGGAGUGGCCAGCACAUCCAUGCAGUGCUGCUCUACAGACUUCUGCAACUUUAAUGGCUCCACAACUGCCAGGGUUAACCUUGUGCUCCUCGGAAUCUCCAUCCUUGUUAUUUACUUUGUGGGAAAGACCACCAUUUGAAAACCAGGUCUGAGGAGUAUAACUGGAAAUGGCAGGCCUUGCUAAAACAUUUCUUCCAUUUUGAUAUUUAGAAAGUUACUGUGAUUGGUAUUUAUGGAAAAAAAUCUAUACAUUACAUUAUCUAUAUAUUAUAUAUUAUCUAUACAAAAAGCUAUACAU
Messenger RNA from Erpetoichthys calabaricus (reedfish), 656 nucleotides. RefSeq names its product lymphocyte antigen 6E-like. Lineage: Eukaryota; Metazoa; Chordata; Cladistia; Polypteriformes; Polypteridae. The record is from RefSeq and is a predicted model, not a curated record. The transcript has 3 exons. Bases 117 to 497 code for a protein of 126 amino acids.